Photinus pyralis (common eastern firefly) is the source of this 634-nucleotide messenger RNA. RefSeq lists its product as uncharacterized. The transcript is spliced from 3 exons. NCBI's taxonomy places the organism in Eukaryota, Metazoa, Arthropoda, Insecta, Coleoptera, Lampyridae. Gene Ontology annotation, biological process: regulation of synaptic transmission, cholinergic; sleep; positive regulation of voltage-gated potassium channel activity. The record is from RefSeq and is a predicted model, not a curated record. The coding region runs from base 86 to 571 and encodes 161 amino acids.
AUCUAUUAGUAAAGCUCUUUCAUACACCUACUUAUUUUUGCAGUGACCUUAGUUAAGACAAGAAAAUAGAUUCGAAGAGAUAGCGAUGUCGGUAAUAAACAAGAUAAUUUUGUUGUAUGUUACAAAGUCCCCUAAUAACAUUAUAAACUUGACCGAGCUGCAAUCGAAGAUGACAAUGAAAACCCUAUUGACCACACUAUUUGUGUUGGGAGCGGCUUCUAUGGGCGAAAGCUUGCAGUGCUACGUAUGUGCGGGUACCGAAAGAAGCGACUGUGGUCAAGGAAAAUCGUUUGCGAUGGGCCUCGUCAAUUGCCAUUCGCCGAGGGUACCGUACGUCAAUUUUGGCCUACUUGAAAGUAGUCAUCUCGUGGAAAAUGUGCGUGGAUUGCGAGCGGUGUGUGUAACCGCGAUUGCGCCAGAAUUUGAACCCAAACUCGUCAAUCGGGGAUGCGGCAUAUUUUCGGAUCAGGUCGAACCUUGCGAAUAUCUGGAAAAUACCAUGGGUUUUGAAAAUUGCACUUGGUGCUCAACUGAUAAGUGUAACAACAGAAAAAAAUAUAUGGCAGUCUGAUUGUUUGUGUCAUUAAAGAUAAGUCUAAGUGAUUUAUGUGUUGUUUUCCCCACGUAUCUCGUA